AUGAAUUGCCCUUAUCAUAUACAAAAUCCCAUCAAUUUGAUAUACCUGACCCCACACAAUUGUUAAUGCUUUAGGAAACUGUGUGUUGAGUGCCUUAAUUAACAUGAGGUCCAUGCUUAAUAUAUAGUGACGAACAGUUAAUUACAAGAGAGGCUAAUCAAUAAACUGGAAGAAUAUCAGCUUUAUGAGAUAUAAACAGUUGAAAAAAAGAAAACAUAAUUUACAAAUUUCCUUUCUAGAACUAAGAGAAGGCUAAAGAAAAUUUUGAAGGAAUUAUCAGAAUCAUUUGAAUAAAAUAUAUUGUACCAUUGA
Messenger RNA from Paramecium pentaurelia, 312 nucleotides. The record is from the annotation of a GenBank genome assembly. Lineage: Eukaryota; Ciliophora; Oligohymenophorea; Peniculida; Parameciidae.